Morone saxatilis (striped sea-bass) is the source of this 5121-nucleotide messenger RNA. RefSeq names its product putative protein TPRXL. The transcript is spliced from 3 exons. The record is from RefSeq and is a predicted model, not a curated record. NCBI's taxonomy places the organism in Eukaryota, Metazoa, Chordata, Actinopteri, Moronidae. Bases 1352 to 1900 code for a protein of 182 amino acids.
UAAUUUUGGUAUCGUGACAACACUACUCUAUUAAAUUACUGCUAAUGAGGGGUUGAGCGAGUGCUCGGCUGAAACGAGUAUCCGGUAUAAGUAAUGCACUUUUUAGUACCGAACGAGUAAAUUGUGGCAAUAUCCGUAAAAUAAAGCAACUUGUAUGAAAAUUUAAAAAAAAAACUUGACGAGUAACUAGCUCUCUUACUCUUAUGAUCAGAAACAUUGCUCUAAAGCCUAAUGUUGUAAAUAGUUUUCCAAUAAAUAUAAAAACUCACAAAAAAGUGGAACAAAGCUCUCUGUUGGCUCCUAAACAUGCAUACCUCACAUGCAUCAGAACCACUUCACUUAGAUGUUGCACUACAGCAACAGCAACUUAUUUCAAGUCAUUUUACCUAGCAGAUAAUUGUAAAACACACUUAAAACUGGGUAGAAAAAAAAAACUGUCUUUUGUAGUCUUGCCAACAAUCACCAACUCUGGUUUGGUCAAAAUAAAUCCUUAAUUCAGGAGUUAGAUAAGAAAAUAGCUAUGAAACUGGCUGACAUGUAACAUUAGCUAAUCCUUGGCAACAAAUGCGCCUGUCAAAGUACGUCCACUAAAAGUGCUUGUUUUUGCCACUGACAGUGUCUGACAGUAUUAUGUAAAGGAUCCCUACAGAGAUAGACCUUUUGUUUACCCAGAAAAGGUCGUAAUAGGGCGUCCUGAUGGAUCACCUGGGCGUGUGACAGGAUGUAUUUGUGGAUAUAGUUUCAGAAGUUAUUUAUGUAAAAGUUGCAUACCUUAAACCUGCAUUAAGUAACUUUUAUAGAACUUAACUUAUUGUCAUAUUUGCUGAAACUUUCACUAUAUAACAGUACAUGAGACUACUGUCAGGGUGUGGUGAAUAUAGUGAAACUUUAUUUUUAUAAAAUGACCUACUGCAGCUUUAAUUAAGAGCUCAGCUGUUUUGAUACUUUGAUAACAAAAUGAUCAUAUUGCACAAAAGUAGUCACAUAUCCAACUUUAAAAGCCAUGACUCUGCAGCAGUCACACAGAUAUUUUCUGUACUUGAGACUUUUAGAGACUAUAAUUUAAAGAUGUAUCUGCUUUCCUUUUCUCAUUCUUAUACACAAAAUCAUAGUAAAAAGGAAUUGUUGAUAAGAAUGUUGAAUUAGAAUAGAAAGUAGGAGUCGGUCAAAUGAAACGAGUCUCUAACAGUGAGUUUAAGAUGUGGUUAUAGAAUAUAUGUCUUUUUGGCUUUCAUAGAUACGCCUAGCGGUAGGUCGGAGAAUUAUAUCACAGUUCGGUGUAUUUGUGUGUGUGUGUGUGUCAGGUCUACUAGCAUCAGUACCAACGAUCCAAGAGGAGGCAGAGCCACCAAUGACCGAUGAGUCCCAGACCAGCAGUGGCCCUGACUCUCCUCCCAGAGGUCCUGAUGACGAUGAAGCAGCUGGCUGCUCUACAGCUCCUGAUUCGUCCACCGUCUGCACUUCCUACGCACCACAACCAGACCUGGAGGACCAAGCACACGAUUACCCAUCCCAAACACCCUGCGCCUCCUCCGGCUCACACGCACAGCCCUCUGCAGCCAUAACAUCUACAUCUGCCAGCCAUCCUCCAUCCACAGCAGCUCCACCCUCCCCAGCCCAGAGCCCUCUGUCAAGGUCCAAACCCUCCUCCCCUUCCUCUUCAUCUCCGAGUCCGGCAACGACCCCGACCUCCUCCUCCUCCUCCCUGGGGCCGAGGAGGAAAGGCCUCACGCGCAAGUUCCGGCGCAGCCAGAGGCAACGAGGGCGACAGAGCUGCACUCCAGCAGCCAGAGAGGGAGACCGGAGAUCAGAGGAGGAGAGGAUGGAGGAGGACGUUGAGCAGGAGGAGGAGAGAAUGGAGGAGGAGGCUUGUGGAGAGACAGUAGGACAUCAGCAGUGACACAAGGGGGAGUUCAGAAGAACAGUCCUCAAACAUCCACACUGACGGCUGGACUCAUAAAGACAUGAAACAGGCUUCUGGAUUUGUGGACAACAUAAAUAAAUAUAUAAAAGCAUGCAUACAACACAAGUGGAAGCAGUACAGAAGCAUUUUACUCACAUUUACUCCUGUCUUAAAAAAAAGAAAAUACUACAAGCAUUUAAAUAAGAAAAAGUAAAUGACCAAUUUUUAGAACAGAACCAGUCCAGAAUUACUGUAAAUGAUUCAAACAUGAGUCAUAUUUGAAGACAUGGAUCAGAUUAUAAUCCUAAAAAGUAUUUAAAAUGAGUAAUGAGUAAUUUUCUCUUGUACCAUUUCAUCUCACAGACACAGACACACAGCUAAUAAGGAACAUAAUGCACUACAACUCUUAGACACCUAAUCCACAUUGAACCUGUACAAUGCAGUGUGGCCGUCCGCACUAGCACCUCUCUGCUUGUCCUGUUGCUUCUGCGAAUGUCCUCUCCUUAGAAACAAGGUAGUGCAGAAGCCUGAAUGUCACCUGCCCCCAAACACACUGUCCCGUCUCCACACCAGACUGUCUAUGUGUCUCUGCUUUGGGAAAGAGGCAUUUGAUAAAGCAGUGUAUUUUGACAUUUUGCAGUAAUGAUUUUGCAUAAAUGUGAUUUGUGAGAUUUAAUAAGUUGUUGGUGACAACCGAGAAACAGAGUGACUGGGUCCUGGCCAGGCCAAAAACUGACUUCAGACUGACCUUGAGUGAAAUGUAUUAAACAUCCAGUUAUAUUGUAGCUCCCUUCACUGUACAGUUGUGGACAUUUUGGGCCUGCUUUAGGAGGCACUAAUUUUAUAUUCAGAUGGGAAAACGGUCUGGUCCCAGGGGAAGAAAGAUCAUUGCUGAUUUUACUUGGGACAUUCUCCUGAUUUCACUACCUUAAAAUGAAAAGAUACACUACAGAACAUGAUUAAAACUCUACAGCCUGGCAUCCCCAGACUAAUUCACAAAUGUGAAUUCUAUCUGCCUGAGCAAAUUAAAUAUUAGCUUACAGAUCGGUUGGGUUCCUAGGCUGGAAACAAUACAUUUCAUAUGUAAAUGAAAGAUGUGAAUGUCUGAUUUUUUUGCUAGCAGCAGAGAAGAUGUGAAUUAGUGAAAGGGAACAUAACAUUUUUGUAGUCCAUCUCUCUAAAUCAUAAAUUCCCUGUCUGUUUAGGAGGGUCACACAUCUUCUAAAGGUAUAGAACAUCUCUAAUUGAAACCUUUUGAAUUAAGAGGCAAGGGCUACACCUUGUGUAUAUGAACAGCUUUACUCUUAAAAACACCCACGAGUUUUUGCAUUUGCCAUAUUUUUCUCUGGCGAUCGAAAAUCCUGCUUGUGUGGAAUGAAUGUAGAGGAAAAAAACUGCCGUGUUGUUCUCCCCAUACACAAUAUUUAUCAGAGUUUGUAUAUGAAAUAUGUAAAACCAUAACCUGUCUGUUUUACUAAUGGUCUGAUUUAAAGGGGGUUUCACAAAGACUUGUACCUUGGAUGUUUCUUACCAAAAGUGUCCACCGGAGGGUAGUAGAUACAGUAAACUCUGCACAUCGUCAGUAAACUUUUGAGAUUUAUCAGUUGCAAGUUGUACACGCACUACAGCUAAAGAUUAUUUUGAUCAAAUUUGAACCUGAUUGUUAUUCUGGAUUCAUCAACUAAUAAUUGUUCUGUAAAAUGUCACCAAACUAUUUCUCACAGUCCUAGGUGUCUUUAAAUGCUUUGUUUUGCCACAAAAACAAUUAGAUUUAGUUUACGAAGCAGUAAACCCUCACACCUGAAAAGCUAUUUGUUUGGCAUGUAUUGCUUGAUAAAUUACCAAAACAAUUCCUACAUCAUCUAAAAGAUUCUUAGAUACAUUUUCUAUUAAUCAAAGAAUAACAUGGACUGUACUGUCCAGUUUAACUUCUGGAUCCCAAAACUUUCAGAAGUUCUACAAAUUCACUCCUGAUUUAACUGGUUUAAAGUUGCAGUAGGUGAUUUAAAAACAUUUUUUUUUUUUUCAUAUUUGCUGAAAUUUUCUUCUACUCCUAGAGCUCCUAAUGGCAUUUGUAAGAAUCCACUGGGCAAAAGCGACCAAUCAGAGCCAAGGAAAUUCGUUGAAUGUUAAGUCUCAUUCCUGGGUUGUUAAAUACAGACACUUUGGGAAUGAGACUCAACAAACAACUAUCUUUCUCUGCUCUGAUUGGUUGUUUCCAUUAAGGCCCAUUGGAUUCUUGCAAAUGCCAUUAGGAGUAAAAUAUUAUUUUUUAUAAAAGUUACCUAUUGCAGCUUUAAUAAACAGAAACAAAAUUGCCUAAAAUAUUUGCCUUAUUUUCUGAUUACAUUACCAAAUAAAGGUUAUCUUGAAUUUAUACUUUUUUACAAAAAAGAAAUGGAUUUAAAGGAACAAUGUGUAGGAUUUAGUGGCAUUGAACGGCCCUAUCUAGAGCCUGUGUUUGUUUUGUCCCUUCUGGGCUACUGUAGAAACAUGGCGGACUGUGUAGAAGAGGACCCGCUCCCUCUGUAAAUAAAAACAGCUCAUUCUUAGGUCACAUAAGCACAACUAUUCUUAUAUUCAGGUGAUUAUACACUAAUGGAAACGUAGCUAUGAAUAUUAUAUUUCAUUUCUGACCAUAGAUCCUCCUGAAUGUUACACACUGGCCCUAUAAAUCAUCAGGUUAUUUCUGGAGGAACCAUGCACUCUUUUUCUUUUUGCAUUAGAAUAUUUUUGAAAGUGACAAUCUGUGGUCAUUCCAUCCUAAACAAUUUGUUUGAACCCUGCGCAGAAUAAGCAAGCCAUAGUAGCAGUUCGACUUUGUGAAACCCCCUCGGUGUUGCCUGGAAGGGUGGAAGUUCCCCCAAAGAGGGAUCAUGGAUUGUUAAGAGACAAAACUCGCAGCCUGUGCAGGUGUGGUACUGUUCGUGUUAAAGACAAGUGGGAACUGUGAAUGAGAGGUAAAAAGACGAAUCAGCCGGUGGAGUUGAGCCUCCUGGGGCUAACCAGAAGAGCUCACAGUUCCCACUAAUCCUGAACACAACAAAAGCCCUGAUCAGAUGCUUGUGUUUUGCUGCACAUUCCAACUAACAGCAGUACGAUGCUCUGCAGGGCCAGAGGUCUGUCUGAGAACUGUAGGCUACGUGGAUAUUUAUUUGUUUUGUAUUGUACAAAAAGAGUUUAUUUUCAUUAAAAUUGCUGAAGGAAUUGUGAUUGAA